This is a messenger RNA of Heteronotia binoei (common prickly gecko), 2103 nucleotides long. RefSeq names its product sulfotransferase 2A1-like. Gene Ontology annotation, cellular component: cytoplasm. Gene Ontology annotation, molecular function: sulfotransferase activity. The coding region runs from base 51 to 911 and encodes 286 amino acids. The record is from RefSeq and is a predicted model, not a curated record. Gene Ontology annotation, biological process: sulfation. NCBI's taxonomy places the organism in Eukaryota, Metazoa, Chordata, Lepidosauria, Squamata, Gekkonidae. The transcript is spliced from 7 exons.
AAGCAGUGAGAGAGAGAGAGAGAGGGACACGUCAAAUUCUGAGCUUUACAAUGUCAUCAGUAAAAUAUAUCAGCUACAAAGGAAUCCUAUUCCCAUCAAGAACUCAUUCAGCAGAAAUUCUUGAAAAAGUGGAAAAUGAAUUCCAGAUCUUGGAUGAUGAUGCCAUUACUGUCACUUACCCUAAGUCAGGCACCCAUUGGAUAGCAGAGAUCUUGGGCUUGAUCUCACAGAAAGGGGACCCCACAUGGACACACAGCGUGCUAAUGUGGGAACGGUCUCCCUGGAUUGAGAUGGAUAAUGGAUUGAAGCAAGCCUUGCAAAAUCCUCCUCCCCGACUCUUAAAUAGUCACCUUCCAUUUCAGCUUUUCCCCAAGUCUUUUCUGCAAACCAAAGCCAAGGUUAUCUAUACUUUGCGUAAUCCCAAGGAUGCACUGGUCUCAUCUUACCAUUUCUCCUUUCUGCUGAAAACACGAAAGACUCCUGGGAGUCUGCAAGAGCAUCUGGAGGAUUUCCUGAGUGGUAACGUGGUCUAUGGUUCCUGGUUUGACCAUGUGAAGGGCUGGAUGGAGUUGAAAGGAAGGCCCAACCUUUUCUACAUCAGCUACGAAGAAUUGCAGCAGGACCUGCGAGGCUGCGUGGAGAAGAUCUGCCGCUUCCUUGGGAAAGAGCUCAAUAGCCAGCAAAUUGACUCUGUGGUGGAAUAUGCCUCUUUCCAGAAGAUGAAGGAGAACAAGAUGUCCAAUUUCUCCUUGGCGGAUGACAGUUUUGUGGAUCACACAAAAGGAGAGUUUAUGAGGAAAGGGAUCUCUGGGGACUGGAAGAACCACCUGACAGUGGCACAGAAUGAAUACUUUGACCGUGUUUAUCAGGAGAACAUGCAGGGCGUGAGGACUACCUUCCCGUGGGACUGAAGAGGGCCAGAUGCUCACCUCGUUCUGCAUCCUGAUGUGACGUUUUACUGGUUUAUGUUGGUUUGAAUCUGGUUUUGUAUGUACCUGAUGUAAACAGCCCUGAGCCUGACUAUCAAUUAGAAAAAUCGAAUCAGUCAGUCAGUCCUCUCAACAUCAUCUAUAAAGCAGCUGAGAAACCAGCGCUGGUUAAUGAGGGAUUUUUGACUUCUUCGGAGGUGAUCAGAUGUGCGCCAAUGGCACCAUCCACAAAGAAUCUAGUAAAAUGUACCCAAAUUUGAGAUCCACCUAGAAAUCUAUUCACUUUAGAGAAAUCAGAGGGAAUAUAGGCAAACUUCUCGUGUGUCAGGAGAUGUACCAAUCUUAAACAGGACAUUACUUUCAAGGCAUUGUCUUUCAAGGUGCUUGCAGUGCCCUCGUUCCUCUUCCUUCUCAGGGUCCUGCAGCAUUCAACGAUGAAGUCAUCCUAGAGAGUUCAGUUCCCCUGGAGCAAAUGGCUGCUUUGGAGGGUGGACUCUAUGGUAUUAUACCCUGCUGAUGCCCCUCCUCUCCCCAAACCCUGCCCGCCACAGGCUCCCCCUCCCCAAAUCUCCAGGAAAUUUCUCAGCCAAAGUUGUCAACCCUAAGUCUACCAAAGCUCAUCAGAUCAAAAGAAGAGCUCUGCAUGGAAGUAGAUCAAUGGCCCAUCUAGUCCAGCAUCCUGUCUCCCACAGUGGUCAGCCAGUUCCUCUGGAGGGUGGAGAAUGGGCAAUAGAGGCCAAGACAUUCCCUGAAGCUGCCUCCAGGCUCUAGGAGUCAGAAAUUUAGUGCUUCUGAAAGUGGAUGUUCCCCUCAGUCGCCCUGACUUGUAGUCACUGAUAAUUUCCCCUUGAAAGCUGUUUGUUACUGUGGUCAUCAGUACAUCCUCUGUUAAUGAAUUCCACAUGUGUCAAGAAGUGUUUCCUUUUGUCCAUUCUGAAUCUGCUUUCCAGAUUCUUUUCUGAUGGUGGGCUUCUUCAGAGGUGAUAUAGGAGGCUUCCAGCUCUGCCAAUCAGGCCUCGUACCCAUCACAUUGGUGUACUUCGACUUCAUGUACACUCAUCCGGAUUACAUCCGUAUUAUGUAAUCGAUUAGUGUGUGAGACCACUAGUUUGAUAGCUUCCUUCAACAGAAACUGAAAUUGCAGUGAGAAAAUAAAGUCAUGUCAGAAACUGAA